Molecule: messenger RNA, 1523 nt
Organism: Cloeon dipterum
Lineage: Eukaryota; Metazoa; Arthropoda; Insecta; Ephemeroptera; Baetidae
Product: carboxypeptidase B-like
Exons: 6
Coding region: 59-1438 (459 amino acids)
Biological process (GO): proteolysis
Molecular function (GO): zinc ion binding; metallocarboxypeptidase activity
Source: RefSeq, a predicted model, not a curated record
GAACAACAGUUACUGCAGGUUCAUUCCAUCGUGUGAAGCCCAAGGAGAAGGUCGUGUGAUGCGUUUCGAACCAUCGGCUUGCGCGUUGCUUCUAUUACUGACGAUUGUUAAUGCGGUAAGAAAUGAAGAUUUCAGGACUGAUGAACCCGCAAACACCACUCCAGUAACAGAAGAUAAUGAAAGUUUUACUGAAAAUUUUCCGACUGAUGGAGAAAACAAGAAUGUCGAAGAGCAGUACGCGGAUUAUACAGGAGCGCAGGUUUUCAGUGUCAAACUUAGAUCUUCAGAGCACAAAAGGAUGUUCCAGCAGUUAGAAGAUCGAGAAUUAAUCGACGUGUGGCUGCACAAAAGAAGCAAAAAACGCAGUCGUGCCGAAUUCAUGGUGCUUCGUGAAAACAUGCAGGAAGUGCUGUCCCUUUUUUAUGAAGCCGACAUCCAGCCAAAAAUUGUAAUUCCGAAUAUGCAACGACUAAUAGAGAAAGAGAAGAAAGCGGAAACGCUCACUAACAGCACUUUGCGUUCAGGCCACGGCAUGAACUGGAAUGAGUAUCACAGGUACAGCACGAUCCACUCCUUUCUGCUCCACUAUGCAAACGCGUAUCCCGACAUUUGCACGCUCAAAACCAUCGGGAAAACCGUGGAAAACAGAGAUAUUCAAAUGCUGAAAAUAUCAUCUGGUGGCAACGAAAAUAAGACUGCCAUUUUUAUUGACGGAGGAAUGCACGCCCGGGAAUGGAUCACACCAGCCGCUGUGACUUACAUUAUCAAAGAAUUAGUGGAUAACAGGGCCAAGUACCGUUCCUUCGUCGACGACGUUGACUUCCACAUUGUACCACUGGUCAACGUGGACGGCUACGAGUACUCGCACACGAGAGACCGUCUGUGGCGCAAAAAUAGGGCCGACCUGUGGGGACCGUGCAAUGGAGUCGACCUCAACAGGAAUUUUGGUUACAAGUGGGGCACUUCGGGCUCAAGCUUCAUCGGCUGCUCGCAGAUCUACCGCGGAUCAGCAGGAUUUUCAGAGCCAGAAUCUAAAGCGAUAAGAGAUUACAUAAUGGAAUCGGCUGCUAAUUUCCAGGCGUACCUGUCCUUCCACAGCUACGGCCAACUGAUCUUAUACCCAUACGGCUAUGCAAAUAACGAGUUGCCUUCUGACGCUAAUGAUUUAAAAAGAUUGGGUAACGCUGCAGCGUCUGCUGUGCGAAAACUCAGUAAGACGAGAUACACCGUCGGAAACUCAGCCGAGGUCUUGUACAGAUCAUCAGGCGCGUCUGAUGAUUGGGCAAAAGGUGAAGCUGGGAUCAAGUAUUCUUACGUAGUUGAACUGUCGGACACGGGAAAAUAUGGAUUUAUGCUUCCGGAACGACUCAUCAAGCCCACCGCCGCUGAUGCGCUUGAAAUCGUCAAAGUUGUAGCAGAUGAAGUUAUGGGACUGUAAUUUUGAGAGUAUUUAUAUUGUUUCUAUUAAUUUAUUUAUUGAUGAUGAUCGUGUUUUUAGGAAAUAAAGUUUUAACUUAAAUACA